CUCAUUUCUUGAUAAAACUGAUAAUUUUCUUGAAUUUUCAUUACAUUAAUCUUUAGACUUCUUUGUAAAAACUAUUCCCAUGUAUGAUCCUUUUCUAGUAUAAAUAUGAGAUCAUUAUUUUAACCAGCCUACAAAGCAUCUCUCCAUCUCAAGAGAAAAAAGAAAUUAGGUUAACAAUAAUGAUGUUUUCGGUUAUGGUUGCGACCAUCAUCUGCCUUAUAGGCUACAUUUACCGAUCGUUAAAGCCUCCACCACCACGAAUCUGCGGCGUUCCAAACGGUCCUCCGGUUACUUCUCCGAGAGUCAAGCUUAGUGAUGGACGACAUCUUGCUUAUAGAGAAUAUGGAGUUGAUAGAGCCAAUGCUAACUACAAGAUUAUUGUCGUUCAUGGCUUCAAUAGCUCCAAAGACAGUCAAUUUCCCAUUCCUAAGGAUCUGAUCGAGGAACUUGGGAUAUACUUUGUAUUCUACGAUAGAGCAGGAUAUGGAGAAAGUGAUCCACACCCAUCACGCACAGUCAAGAGUGAAGCAUACGACAUUCAAGAACUCGCCGAUAAACUCAAGAUCGGACCAAAGUUCUACGUUCUUGGUAUAUCACUUGGUGCUUACUCUGUUUACAGUUGUCUCAAAUACAUUCCCCACAGACUAGCUGGAGCAGUAUUAGUGGUUCCAUUUGUGAACUAUUGGUGGACUAAAGUGCCUCAAGACAAAUUGAGUAAAGCGUUGGAGCUAAUGCCAACGAAAGACCAAUGGACAUUUAAAGUGGCUCAUUACGUUCCGUGGUUGUUAUAUUGGUGGUUGACCCAAAAACUGUUUCCGUCUUCGAGUAUGAUCACAGGGAACAAUGCCUUAUGCAGCGAUAGAGAUUUGGUCAUCAUAAAGAAGAAAAUGGAGCACCCAAACCCUGCCAUGGAAAAGGUCCGACAACAAGGAGACCACGAAUGCCUUCACCGGGACAUGAUAGCUGGAUUUGCGACAUGGGAAUUCGACCCGACCGAAUUGGAGAAUCCGUUCCCGGAAGGCGAAGGAUCGGUCCAUGUGUGGCAAGCGAUGGAAGACAGAAUCAUUCCAUACGAAAUCAAUCGAUACAUAUCCCAAAAGCUUCCAUGGAUUAAGUACCACGAGGUCUUAGGUUAUGGACAUCUUCUAACAGCCGAGGAGGAUAAAUGCGUAGACAUUAUAAAGGCCCUUCUUGUCGACGUCUGAUGGUCAUAAUCUAUAUAUCUACACAAAGAUAUCUUAACGUCCUCUCUACUAAUUGUAAUAGAUGCCAUUAUGAACUUAGCUUAUUUAAGAGAUUUUAUUUGAUGGAUUAUCAUAUAAUAAGAUAGUAACUGAAAUGGAAAAAAAUCUUGAAAGUCA
Molecule: messenger RNA, 1361 nt
Organism: Capsella rubella
Lineage: Eukaryota; Viridiplantae; Streptophyta; Magnoliopsida; Brassicales; Brassicaceae
Exons: 5
Coding region: 180-1205 (341 amino acids)
Source: RefSeq, a predicted model, not a curated record